AUGAGUACUGUGCCGAAGCCAGUGUCAGUACAAAGUGCGAUGUUGGGAGUGGAUACAUUCGACGGCUGCUGCAGUGUGCUUCGUCUAGCCAAACGUCAUCUGUCAGAAAUUCUCUCGUCCUUUGAAUUUCUCGAUUGUGAAACGAUGACCCUUCUCGAUGAAAGGCUUGGCUUAAAGCCUGUCCUACAAUCGAAUCCACGAUUUACAAUACUUGUAGAGACCUCAGGCUCCAGUGCAGCACACGACUCUGAGAAAAUGGAAAAAUUUCUUAGUCACUGUAUCAGCAGCGGACUGGCUUCCGAUGGUGUACAGGCCCAGUCAAUGGAGGAAUCAUCGGCAAUGUGGCGCCUAAGAGAAAGCGCACCACUGGCAGUGGCAGCUGAUGGCUUCGUCUACAAAAAUGAUGUAACUCUUCCACUGAAGAAUUUCUAUCGUUUGACGGAGGUGAGUACUAGUAGAGAAAUACUAUUCGUUUCACUAUGGAUUGGGAACGUUGAAGUGACCUUCCAGGAGAUCAGAGCUCGGUGUUCGUCACUUGCGAAACACAUCGUAACAUACGGUCAUCUUGGAGAUGGUAACAGUCAUCUUAACAUCACCGCAAAGGAGCCUAAUCAAGAGCUAUACGACAGGUGA
Molecule: messenger RNA, 633 nt
Organism: Cooperia oncophora
Lineage: Eukaryota; Metazoa; Nematoda; Chromadorea; Rhabditida; Trichostrongylidae
Source: the annotation of a GenBank genome assembly